Molecule: messenger RNA, 2286 nt
Organism: Bipolaris victoriae FI3
Lineage: Eukaryota; Fungi; Ascomycota; Dothideomycetes; Pleosporales; Pleosporaceae
Exons: 7
Coding region: 1-2286 (761 amino acids)
Biological process (GO): intra-Golgi vesicle-mediated transport
Cellular component (GO): TRAPPII protein complex; membrane; trans-Golgi network
Source: RefSeq, a predicted model, not a curated record
AUGGCUGCAGAUACGGCCGAAGCGCAGCCGCGCCAAAGCCUCGAGUUCGUCGAGAGCUCUGUUCUGGAAGCAGUUGUUCCUGCAAAGUCUGAAAUCGACAUCAAAACCGCCAUCGAGUCUUGGGAUGGUGCGGGACAUGAUGAUGGGUCCAUUCUACCUUUCCUAGAGCAGCGACAGGUGCUUCUCCUCGAUUCUACCCUCAAGGGAUAUCUUGAAAGAUUGGUGGUCAAUGUGGAAGCAUUCGCCUUCAGCACUGCUCCCCCACCUGAGCAAGACCCCAAAUCAGGAACCCUAAAGGAACUCAUAUAUUCUGGUACCAUCAAACCUUCAGACGAGCCUAGCAUUGUGUGUCACGGUGAAGGUGGUAAUGCUCAUACCUUUGUCAUCUGGAAGGUUGAUAUCUUCAUUGUCCGUCCUCAGGGCAGAUUUCACAAGCCCGCAGUUUACUUCCAACCCACGGCCUCCUUUAAGCCUGCAGAAAACCCCAAAGAUGAUGCUCUGGAAGAUGAUUAUCUCCCAAGCCGCGUGCCCACACCACUGAAUUUACUUCAGUCAUUCGAGAACGACCCAGCUCUGGUCGGUGUCCACCCCCGGCUUUCGGCCAUGCGCAUCAGCAAAGUCACGCCGAGUGCUCCUGUUGCAAGGGAAAUGGUCCGCCCUAUCCGGAAUGGCCAAAAGCCUAUAUUCAGGGUGCUCCCACCGCUCAUAUGGAGAGUAAGAUAUUCAAGACUCCAUGCGUCAGUGAAUGAUCUAUCUUUGAUCGCUUCCCUGGACCUAGAAGUUGCCCAGUUCGCUACAUAUGACGUUAGAAUCAAGAAUGUUAAGCUGGCAUUACAUGGCGGCAAAACCAAAGAGCUGAGCACGGAACAAGACGCAACAGUUAGCCAUAAGCCUGGCGACCAACUGACAUAUCUGUACAAGAUUAUGCCAGAUCUUUCCCCUGAUGGAACCCCAUCACUUGGAACUAAGGGUCACUAUCUAAUACUCAACGUUGAGGCCAAUGUCACCAUGUCCAGCGAUUGCCGACCGGACAUUGCAAUUGAAUGGAAAACACCCGUCGAUUUUGCAUCUGAACAAGCAUCUGGCCAUGCCAAGGCUUUUCACCGUCCCACCAGCUCUAUGAGUCAAGCGACAAACGCAUCUAAUCCGGAUGCUCUUGUCGGGUCUGAUUCUCAAGAUCAGCACGGGCAUGCACUCUCGAGUAACGAGGUGAAUGUCACACUUACGAUUUCUGGGCCACCCAGCAUUCAAGUUGGCGAGAUCUUUACAUGGGACGUAUUCAUUGUCAACCGAUCCGAUAAAAUGCGAAGGCUAGCAAUCUUGGUCAUUGUAAAGCGACCAAGAGAUGGUGAGAAGAAGCACAGAUCACAUCCAUCCACAUCAUCUGUAGGCGGUCCUCGUGUAGAAAAAAGGGAGUUACUUGCAACAGCCGUCACGGACGAGAAUGUCGUUUAUGCCAAGCAGAAGAGUACAAGGACAGAGACGGCAGAUUUGAUCUGUUUGACGACGGACAUACGCGUAGGCACCAGGCAUAGACUGCUUUACCAGCUAAACAGUCGCUGGAUCUACGGAAAGAUUCCGCUGCUCCAUUCGAUUGUCUUUCUUUUGCAAAUGGCUGCCGUGAGUCUGCUCACGCGCAAGUACAACCAGUACUAUGCAGCGCGACCAGUCCUCACCACAAUGAUCACCAACGCCGUGUUGGGUGGUAUUGCGGACACGGUGGCGCAGACCCUGACUGCUGUGCGAGAGCGCGCCGUUCGCAAGAAGGGCGGCCCAGGCAAGGACGACUUCCUGGCGAUUGAGAUUCACGACCUCGACAAGCGCAAUCCAUUCAACGAGAACGAUCUCAUUCCCGACUCGAAGAAACUGCCGCCGCCUUUUGAUUUCGAGCGCACCACCAGGUUCAUGUCGUACGGUUUCCUCAUGUCGCCCAUCCAGCACAGGUGGUUCAGGUUCCUGUCCGCCACAUUCCCCGUCACAAAGACUGCUACAUGGAUGCCGGCAUUGAAGCGCGUGGCUUUUGACCAAUUCCUGUUUGCCCCAGCUGGUCUGGCUGCAUUCUUUACCUUUAUGACAAUUGCCGAGGGCGGCGGUAAGCGAGCCGUGCAGCGUAAGUUCCAGGAUGUCUAUGUGCCUGCGCUCAAGGCCAACUACAUGGUCUGGCCAGCAGUGCAAAUCAUCAACUUCCGUGUCAUGCCCAUUCAAUACCAAAUUCCUUUUGUAUCCAGUGUGGGUAUUGCCUGGACUGCCUACCUUUCCUUGACCAACUCCGCCGAAGACGCCUAA